GGUCUGCCUGAAGUGCACGUAUACCUUCGACGUCCUAGUUUCCCGCCAGACUUUCAAAUCAUCAGCUCAGGAAACCGUAGCAGUUGACCUUUGGAAGCGGGCUGGUUAGUGGCAUGACCUUCGGCUAUAGAUUAUGAUUGCACUUUUGUAUUGUUCAUCUGUUGUUAGGGUCAUUGAUUUACCUGAAUGUAGUUUAUUCAACCGGGAAAUAAAUUACGGUUGUGGUCCGUUUUAUUCACUUCGACAUUUUCCUGUCGACUUAUUUCAUAAGACCUCUCAAAACACUCAUACUAUCUCAAAAGUGAAAAUAUUCUCCAUUUGUCUACCAGAAUUCAAGUACCUGUAUGAUGCCUCUUUAGAUCAUAACUUUACAACUUUGUUAUCUCGCUAUCUGAAGUGCAGUAAGAACUUACCGGCUUUGUUUAUAAUAUCUCUCUACCAACGGGAAAUAUGUGAUGUUCCGAUGUGGCAGGUCGUAUGCAGUCGACUGGUUAAAUCAAUUGUCAUCGAAGAGUCUAUGGCAUGGCUUUCCACACUUGGGGGAGGGUAUUCGUCCCUUGGAGAUCAAAUGAUUAUGCGGUAAAGUGAAAAUUUUGCUUAAUUCAAGCAGGCGAGUUUGGCUGGAACAGUUUCUAUCUUUCAGAUGAGCCUUGCGCUGGAGAUAAACUCCCCACUCUUCUAGCCAAGUCCCAGCUGUGGUUUGCCCAGAGCCUAAUGCAAAGAGGAUUCUUGAAGCAUUCUGCCAGGAUAUUGAGACAGAUAUAUACAGUAUGGAAGCCUCUUAUGAGACCUGAUCUCCCAUGUGAUAUGCGAAUAGACCAUAUGGCCCUUGGAUUGUGGGCUCGAUUGCGUCACUUGUGGCAGCAAAAGCACAAGCUCUCGAAAAAGAAUAAGGAGAGCAAACAUUACAUCCCGUUGCCAGUGAACAGUAGUUUAAUUUCUUUCUAUCCACAUGUUAACAUGCUGGUCAGUCGAAUUUAAAUGUGAAUCUGCACACAAAGUGUACAAUGUAUAGUAACUUAUUUUCAAAUAUUUCCUCCUCGAGGGUUCUAAAAUACCUUAUCAGUAAUAAAAAUGUGAGGUGGCUCUUG
This is a messenger RNA of Heterobilharzia americana, 1091 nucleotides long. The record is from the annotation of a GenBank genome assembly. Lineage: Eukaryota; Metazoa; Platyhelminthes; Trematoda; Strigeidida; Schistosomatidae.